CGCCUCGAAGACAGACCCGUGUCGACAGUCUACCUAUCAGGAACGUGUUUUUUUUUUCCAUCCCUUUUUUUCUCUUCUCCCUUUUCCGCGUGUCUUCCUUUUUUUUUUUUCUACUCACUUUAUUAUCAUCUUCAAUAAUAUCGUAAAUUCGACGUGACAGAUAUAAAUAAGUGUUAAGAGCGUGCGCGCGUGUUCGUUCGUUCGGUAUCGCUAAUUCGCGUCUCGAAGGUUCUUUUUUCUUCUUCCUCUUCUUCUUCCUCUUCUUCUUCUGCUCUCUUUCUUUUUACCCUUUCCUUUCCUUUUUUCCCCCCUCCUUUCCUUUUUCCUGUCUCUCUUCUUUAUCACUCAAUUCCUAAGACUAUAUUUACCGUGUGACCACGGAUACAUCUCAAAUUCGUAAAGAGAGAGAAAAAGAGAGAGAGAGGGAGAGAGAGAGAGAGAGAGAAAGAGAAAAAAGAAAGAGAGAAAGAGAGAGAAAGAGAGAGAGAGAGACAGAGAGAGAGAACCUUCGAAGUGCUAUCGUGUGAUAGAGACAAGGUGAACGUCAAAAGAAGCAGAGUAAGGUGCCGAGUGGAUAUCACGCCAAGAUGGGCUCGUUCGGGAUCGGCACAGCCGCAGCUGCAACUGCGGGACUGAUAGUCAUGGCGAUGUUAAGCAGUGGUCACGCCGCAUUGGCAAGAACAGCGUUCGAGAAAUUAACUGAUUACGAUUACCGAGGUACGACUUAUUACAGUGUUAGAAAUUUAUCGCUUUACGAGUGUCAAGGUUGGUGCCGAGAGGAAGCUGAAUGCCAGGCUGCAGCUUUCUCCUUCGUAGUAAAUCCUUUAGCACCGAUGCAGGACACUCUUUGUCAAUUACAAAACGAAACGGCAGCUACCAAUCCAGCAGCUCAACCUCAACGUGCUGUGAACAUGUAUUACAUGACGAAACUGCAAAUCAGAUCAGAAAACGUAUGUCUCCGACCAUGGUCCUUCGAACGUAUACCAAAUAAAAUGAUUCGUGGAUUGGACAAUGCACUCAUUUAUACAUCGACGAAGGAAGCCUGUCUCGCUGCCUGUUUGAACGAACACAGAUUUACCUGCCGAUCUCUCGAAUAUAAUUACGUUACUCUUCAGUGUCAUCUCAGUGACUCCGAUCGACGUACCACCGGGCAAUACGUUCAAUUUGUCGAUGCUCAGGGUGUCGAUUAUUUUGAAAAUCUUUGCUUGAAGGGAAAAGAAGCUUGCAAGUCUCAAAGGAUCUUCCAAAUUCCUAGAAUCGGUGUUGCCGAUGACAAAGUCGCUCAAUACGCUGGUCUACAUUAUUAUACCGAUAAAGAGCUUCAAGUUCAAAGCGAAUCUGCAUGCAGAUUGGCCUGCGAAAUUGAGAACGAGUUCCUUUGCAGAUCGUUCCUUUAUCGUGGCGCACCUCAAGGAUCGGCUUAUAAUUGUCAUCUAUUUCAUUUGGAUCAUUGGACUCUUCCCGACGGACCUUCGACCUAUCUUAACGCUGAAAGACCACUGAUCGAUAAUGGUGAACGAGUUGGAACCUAUUUCGAAAACUUUUGCGAGAAAGGCACCGGACCACUCGCAGAUCCGCUUCCGGUCGUCUUCGAAACUACAGAAGAUCCUACGGUGAAUAAUCUGACAAGGAACGAUAUCAACUGCGAUAAAACCGGCACCUGCUAUGAUGUAUCUGUCGAUUGUAAGGACACACGUAUAGCCGUUCAAGUUCGUACAAACAAGCCAUUCAAUGGUCGUAUCUAUGCCCUCGGACGUUCUGAAACUUGCAAUAUCGACGUUAUCAAUAGUGAUCUCUUCAGACUCGACUUAACGAUGAGCGGACAGGAUUGUAAUACGCAGAGCGUGCGUGACGGUUUUCAGACUGGCAUCUACUCGAACACAGUGGUACUCCAACAUCAUUCGGUGGUCAUGACAAAGGCUGAUAAAAUCUAUAAGGUGAAGUGUACUUACGACAUGUCAUCGAAGAAUAUCACUUUCGGGAUGAUGCCUAUCAGAGAUCCGGAAAUGAUUAGUAUCACCAGUGCACCCGAAGCACCACCACCAAGGAUACGCAUUCUCGAUAGCAGAUCAAGAGAAGUGGAAACCGUAAGAAUCGGAGAUAAAUUGACGUUUAGGAUCGAAAUACCUGAAGACACACCUUACGGAAUCUUUGCUCGCAGCUGCGUUGCUAUGGCCAAGGACUCGAAAAGCACCUUCCAAAUAAUCGACGACGAAGGAUGUCCAGUGGAUCCCUCGAUAUUCCCGAGCUUCACGCCAGACGGUAACGCCCUCCAAUCGGUCUACGAAGCCUUCAGGUUCACGGAAUCUUACGGUGUCAUCUUCCAAUGUAACGUCAAGUAUUGUCUCGGACCAUGCGAACCGGCUGUUUGCGAGUGGGGACGUGAAUCCGUUGAAUCGUGGGGCAAAAGACGUCGAAGGAAUGUCAUGAAUGCUACCGAAGAGAAAGCUGAGGACAUGACUCUUUCUCAAGAGAUUUUAGUCUUGGAUUUCGGUGAUGAAAAACAAUCAGAUUUCCUCAAAAGCGAUGCCAGCAUAGACUUCAACGAAGCAGACAAAACCGUGACCAUCGUAGAACCAUGCCCGACAAAAACAUCGGUACUCGCAUUAGGAGUCACGUGUGCUCUUUUGGUUCUUAUCUACAUCUCUACGAUCUUUUGCUACUACAUGAAGAAAUGGUUGUCACCGCGGAAGAUGAUGCCUUGAAAAGACUCGUUUCAUACCUGCAAAAACGAAUAGGACAAAGGACGAGUACGGGGAAAUGUUUUUAUACGAUAUACACAUAUACACAACACAUAAGUACACUUUACCUUGCGGCAAUAAUAUCAUACAUUAUACGAAUAUCUCAUACGCGUGAGAAGUAUCACGAUGCAAAAUCGGCGAUAUUUGUCGAACGGGACAAAGAGAGGAAAAAACAAAGAAAAGGAAAAAAAAGAAAAAAAAAAAAAAAUACUGAAAAAAAGAAUUUAAAAAAAAGAAAAAAAAAAAAAGAAAAGAAGAAGAAGAAGAGAAAGGAGGACUCGUCGAACCUAAUCGCUCUGUCUUAAAAUUAUUCACAUAUCAUUGUUUCAUCGACGAUUUUGAUACCUGCCGAUGGCAUAUAGGAGAUCCAUACAAAAUGUCAUGAGGUCGUAGCACGCCGUAACACGCGCCGACCUCUUUCAUCAAUAAUAUUCAGUGACACUAAUUAUAGAAUAAUUUCGAAGUAACGUUCAACGUAUCGGCUACCAUUUUGCUCAAUACGGUAGAGUCACAAGACGGGACAUUGUGCAAUGUCUUAACGACUUUCGAUCCUGUUGAUGUGUUACUCAAGUACACUAAUUUAAGAAUCUAUCCUUCCACGUUCACAUUCAUGCUCGCGCAUAAACAUAGUGUCGUAUACGUUCAUAUACGUAUUUAUUGAUUUUAAUUGAUGAGCGAUUAGAUUCGAUAAGAAAAGAAAAAAAAAAAAAAAAGAAAAAAAAAAAUAA
Molecule: messenger RNA, 3469 nt
Organism: Vespa velutina
Lineage: Eukaryota; Metazoa; Arthropoda; Insecta; Hymenoptera; Vespidae
Gene: tyn
Exons: 11
Coding region: 588-2705 (705 amino acids)
Source: RefSeq, a predicted model, not a curated record